UCAAUCAGUAUAAUCAAUAUUGAUCAAUGAACUUAAUGCUGCUAUGUUGUUGUUAUGAUGAUUAACUUUCAAAAUUGAAAUAUUAUGUAAUCAAACUGAAACUGUAAUUAUUAUUUUAUCAAGAUGGCAAAUGAAAGUCCAUAUUUUUGGACAUGUCAAAAAUGUCGAUAUAGAAAUUCAAAAUUGGCUCAACAAUGUUUUAGCUGUCGUAAUCGUAAUCCAAAUGAACAAAUAACGAAGAAAUCUACGUUACCAUUAUCAUCGUCAAAAACAUCUACGACAUUGUUGAAUGAUCAACAUCACCGUCGAUCGUAUGUAACGAAUAACAAAAACAACAACAAUGUUUUGACAACAAAAAUUAAAAAUCAACAAAUACGAACCAAUCAAUUAUUACCGACAACAAAACGAUCAUCACAAACAACAACGACAACAAAUCAAAAUACAAGAAUUAUUCCAAUACAAAUUAGCCAACAAAAACAACAGAAUAGCUAUAUAAAAUCAAAUCCAAAAACAUUGGCAACGAUUCAGGAAACGACGAAAUCGACGAAUAAUCAACAACCACAACCACAACAAUCAAAUCAAAUGAGCGAAGUGUUUGAAUCAUUUCGUCGAAACGUUCGAAGGAAAAUUACAUCGAUACAUUCACGUUGGAGUAAAUCCUGUGAAGAAUUACCGGCAAAAGCUUAUAUAUUAAUAAAAAAAGCAAAAAAAGAUUAUAAAAGAUUAUUAUCAUCACAUCGAUCGGCACCAUUUAUUGAUCCAGAAUUUCCAACCAAUCGUUCAUCACUUUAUCGUUUGAAUGAAGAUUUUGAUCCAAGAUAUGAUCGUUUAAUUGCAAAAUGGUUACGUAUUGGUGAAUUAGAAUUUGAACGAUCACCAAAUGAUAUUAAUGAUGAUGAUGGUGGUGGUGAAAAAUUUCAACAAAAAUUAUUAUGUGUACAUGAUCAAACAUUAAAAGUAACGGAUUUUCGUCAAGGAAAAUUAGGCAAUUGUUGGCUAUUAAGUUCAUUAGCAAGUUUAGUUUAUAAUUAUCCAGAACGUUUAAAUUUAAUAAUACCGGAUAAACAAUUACAUCCACGUGAAUGUUGUUAUCAGAUAAUAUUAUGUUUGGAUGGACAUUGGUCUUCGGUUAUUAUUGAUGAUUUUUUCCCAUGUGAUCAAUCAGGUAGACUUGUAUUUACUGAAGCAUUUGGUCAUCAUUUAUUUGCACCUAUGAUUGAAAAAGCAUUAGCUAAACAUUAUUCUUGUUAUAAAGCAUUAAUACUUGGUCAUACAAUUGAAGGUUUUUCAACACUAACCGGUAUGCCUGUAUUUACAAUUAGAAUUGAUGCCAGCAUUAGAAAUUCAUUGGAAUCACGUCAUGAAUUUUGGAUUCGUUUAAGAAAUUUAAUUAAAGUUGAACGUUAUCUUGCUGCUGCAUCAUGUUCAACCGAAAAAGAUGGUCUAUUUAAAGCACAUGCAUAUUCGGUUUUGGAUAUUUAUAUGAAUCCACAUACAUUUGAUUGUGAUCAAAAUGGUAUAUUAUUAGCUAAUCCAUGGGGUGAUCAAAAAUUAACCGGUGAAUUAUUAGUUAAUAAUGAUUAUUUUCUAAAACAAUUAGAACAUAAACAACAAAAUGGAUUAUUUUGGAUUUCAUUAAUUGAUUUUCUUAAUUAUUUUGAUCAUUUGGAUGUUUGUAAAUUUAGUAAUGAUUGGUAUAUAAGACGUUUUGAAUUUCGUUUACCAUUUCAAAUUAUUGAUCGAUAUAAUUUUACUAUAUUUGAAUUAAAUUGUCGAAGAAAAACGGUUAUAAAUUUUACUAUUUAUCAACGUAUUGAUCGUGAUUUAAGAUUGAAAUAUCGUCUUUCAUUAUCAUUAGUUAUAUAUAAAAUUUGGGAAGAUGAUUCAUUACAAACAGUAACAACAAGUCCAAUUUUAUCGGAAAAAAUUGUUAAUUUUGAAACACUACUUGGUCAUGGUGAUUAUUUGGUCGCUAUAUUUGGUUUCAAUCAUUGGGGACUAACAUCUAGAUUAAAAGAAGCACCAAGAUUAGUAAUGGCAACACAUUCGGAUAAACAAAUCGAUUUAAAUCCGGUUAAUCCGGAUAUGCAUCUUAUGGGUGAUUUACUUAUACAAACAGCUAUCGGUGUUGGUGAAAUGAAAUUAAUGGAAGUUGCUGAUUGUAUUGAAUAUCGUUUAACAAAUUUUGCUGCAUUCAUUUGGGUAGUGGAAAAUCGUUCCGAAUUACAAUGGUUAAUGGUACGAUGGAAUACAAAUGAUAUACGUGAUGCAUUCAAUCUACGAUCAACAACACAAUCAUUAGAUUUAAUACCACCAAAAUGUCGACAAAUUAUCAGUGUUAUGGCUAGAGAAAGUGAUAAACAAAGUUGUCAAUAUCAUUUUACAUUUCGUGCACAACAAUUAUCUGAACAAUUAUCAUCACCAACAGCCAUACAGAAUCUGGAACCAUUAGUUAAACAAACUAAUGAUGAUGCGGAUAAAUUGUCGGUAUUAUUUGCACCAAGAAUAAUUCAAUCACAUUUGAUUGCCGAAAAAAAUCGUGGAAAAAGAUUUGAUUUUUCAAAAGAAUCUGAUUCAAUGUGUAUAAUUUCCUGAUUCAAAACAAACAAACAAACAAAAACAAAAACAAAAACAAAUCAAAUCAAUCAAUCAAAUAAAUAAUUUCUAUUCAAAUAAAAAAAAAAGAAUUUUUCGUUUUUCAAAUUAAAAUUGACCUACUAUUUAAA
This is a messenger RNA of Dermatophagoides pteronyssinus (European house dust mite), 2726 nucleotides long. RefSeq names its product calpain-D-like. The record is from RefSeq and is a predicted model, not a curated record. Gene Ontology annotation, biological process: proteolysis. NCBI's taxonomy places the organism in Eukaryota, Metazoa, Arthropoda, Arachnida, Sarcoptiformes, Pyroglyphidae. Gene Ontology annotation, molecular function: calcium-dependent cysteine-type endopeptidase activity. Gene Ontology annotation, cellular component: cytoplasm.